CGAUGUUGAUAGUCGCCUGUUUUCCACUAGCGGUAUUUAUGUUCGUCGGCUUGUUGUGUGUCUAGUGUUAGUGUCACCUCUGCCACGCUUUUUAAGCUUAAUUUUCACUGAUAGUCAAAUCCACUCCGUCUGUUGUCCUACAUUGAAAAUGAAUGAAAUUCCUGCAAUGUUUGGGUUGAUCGUCUCUGGUAGAAUCGUGCAAACGGAUUUUCAGCCUCUUACACCAACAAACUUAGUAUCAACAAUUCCUGAUGCUGAAAAUAUAAAUCAUGUAGUUGUAUUUCUCACUGGUUUAACUCCUUUUCCCAUGGAUAUGGGAGGACUAGUCUUCUUUGGUUGGCCUGAUGAAACUACGGGCAGUAGCAAUUGGCAGCUAUUAGGAUACAUAUCAAAUGACAAGCCAUCAGCUAUAUUUAAGGUGUCUAAUUUAAAGAAAACCUCUUCGCUUGGAGCAGGAUGUCAGAACCCUUUUGCUCUUCAUAUAUCAAAAAAUGCCCAGAUUGGGAUUUCAGUAGAACCAUUAACAUCUGUUCAGCAGCAAGUAAGUCAGAUUGCCUCCACUCCGGAUGGAUCAACAGCCACUAACUUCCGUGACUUCUGCACCAAAAUGUUGGAGAAUUUUAUGAACUAUGCUAGUAGUUUUUCUCAAUCUCAAACUCAAAUGGUUUCAAAUCCCUCAGAACAGUAUGUGCCCCUAUCCACUCUUCAGUCUUGGUACAAUAACUUCAAUCGCCGCCUAGAAAAAAAUCCUUACUUUUGGAGAACAUAAAUUGAUAUUAUUCUUGAUAGAUAUAUACAUUAUAUUUAUUGAUGAAAUGUGAUUACAUAUAUAGAAAUGAUGAUUACAUUUCUCUACUGUUUGUAUUACCGUACUAUUUUACCAAGUUUAUGCAAUGUACUUCUUGCCAAGUAAUAGUGUCUUUCUACGAUUUUUGGUUUGCUUAGUACAUUGUAACAGUAAUAUAUAAUUCUUUAAUGAUGUUUUUCUUGUAACAAUCAUCAGUUUUACUUCAUAAUUAUUGAAGUUUAAAAUUUGCACCACAUGUCAAAAGCACUCAUUGUAAUGAUCACCACAAAUCUCAUUUCAUAUUUCCAUCAUUUUUUCUCUCAAUUUAUUUCUUGUGCUACAUGUUUUUUAUUCAGUAGGAUCUGGAUUGUCAUGGUCUCAGCUGUAUCCGAAUCUUGAAAACCUCAAAUCAUGAGUGCAGUGGUUCGCAUGAAUGCAUUUUAAAGUUCCAUGUGCCUUUUCAAUUCUAUGGACGAUACUAACUCAAAGAUGUACUCUGACUUAUACAAAAUGCUUUUAUUUUUCUAACUUAAUUUUCUAAACCCACAUGAUAUCCCAAAAAAUAAUAAUAAAUUAUUUUUUUCUAGUCCA
Molecule: messenger RNA, 1378 nt
Organism: Frankliniella occidentalis (western flower thrips)
Lineage: Eukaryota; Metazoa; Arthropoda; Insecta; Thysanoptera; Thripidae
Product: protein OPI10 homolog
Exons: 4
Coding region: 149-769 (206 amino acids)
Biological process (GO): protein import into nucleus
Cellular component (GO): cytosol; nucleus
Molecular function (GO): Hsp70 protein binding; nuclear import signal receptor activity
Source: RefSeq, a predicted model, not a curated record